AUGCCUUCCUACAUCGAUGGCGAGAUGCUGCCGCCGCCAGCAGCAUCAAUCCGUGGCCGCGACCACCACACGUAUGGCGGCAACAAUGCUUUUCACAACUUCUACAACGACUAUUCACACAUUACCGAUCCCAAUCUGCGGAGACGCCUGGCCUUGUCCGAGAUUGACAAGGUCCCUUUUGGAUUAUACCAUGUCCGAGCCGUCCUGGUCGCCGGAGCUGGAUUCUUUCUCGAUUCCUACGACAUCUUCGCCAUCAACCUCAUUACUACCCUCCUUGGGAUGGUCUUUUACAGCAGUGAUAGCUCUCUCAACGGCUACGGAGGCAACGACGGAAUUCUACCCGAUCCUGUCAACCAAGCGCUCAAGGCCUCGACCAGCGGCGGUAUUGUGCUGGGAAUGAUAAUCUUUGGCUGGCUUGCCGAUGCGCUUGGCCGACGCCGUAUGUACGGCAUUGAGCUCAUCAUCAUCAUAAUUGGAACAUUUGGCUGUGCGCUUGCGUCUCCAAGUCCCACGAUUAGUGCUGCCGGCCUGCUGGUAUUCUGGCGCGUCAUGAUGGGCAUCGGCAUUGGGGGUGACUACCCCCUUUCUUCAGUCAUAACAUCAGAGUUUGCGCCGACACGCUGGCGUGGGGCCAUGAUGGCUGCUGUCUUCUCCAUGCAGGGCCUGGGAGCCUGCGAUUUGGCAUGCAGGGAGGCCGCUGAUCGAUCGUGGCGAAUCAUUGUUGGCGUUGGGGCCAUCCCUGCCGUCCUGGCCCUGUACUAUCGUAUCACCAUCCCUGAGACACCUCGCUACACCUUUGAUAUCCAAAACGACAUUGAAAAGGCUGAUGCCGAUAUCCGAGCAUACGUGUCGAGCCGGCCAAAGGGCGACUUUGGCUCCAUGAAGAGAUCCCGAUCGGGGACCAUGACUACCGAGCAACCACUCGAUGUGCCGCUGGCUUCGUGGCCAGACGUGAUGAGCUAUUUUGGCCAGUUGAAAAAUCUCAAAGUCCUCAUUGGCACAACAAUGUCGUGGUUCUUUCUGGACCUCGCAUUUUACGGUCUAGGCUUGAACAAUACUAUGGUCCUUAGUGCCAUUGGCUAUGCCACGGGACGUACACUGUAUCACAAACUGUACAACCAAGCCGUUGGAAUGAUCAUACUCGCGUGUGCCGGGUCCAUUCCUGGGUACUGGGCUGCCGUAUUCACCAUCGACAGCGUCGGCCGCAAGCCCCUUCAGUUCGCCGGCUUUCUGUUGCUCACCGUCAUCUUCUGCAUCCUCGGUUUCUACUUUCACCACUUGAGCGAAGGCGCGAUGCUCGCCCUCUACAUUGUUGCACAGUUUCUUUUCAACUUCGGCCCCAACACGACUACUUUUAUCAUUCCUGGAGAAUGCUAUCCUACACGAUACAGGUCUACUGGCCACGGCCUUUCCGCAGCUUCGGGUAAGAUCGGCGCCAUCAUUGCCCAGGUCAUCAGCAUCCCGAUUCUGAGGAAGGACUCCCCUCCCAACUGCUCGGGCAACCAGUGCUCGCCGCACCUGAAUCGCCUUUUGCAACUUUUUGCCCUCUUUAUGCUUCUGGGCACACUAGUCUCGCUUUUAGUACCGGAGACAAAGGGGAUGACGUUGGAGGAACUUUCGGGCGAGGCCCGCACCAGCUACAACGCCGGAUGCAACGGCAGUAUCAACAUUACUUCACCUCGACUGCGGCCGUGGAAUCCGUUCAGUGGUGGCCGGCCGGCCGGGUUCUUCUAUCCGCGAGCGCACGGUAUCAGCACCUUUGGCAACGGCCGACGCUCCCCUCGGGUUGGCAUCAUGGAGUCCCCCGAGAUAUUCGCCCAACACGAUCCAUCCCAACAGAGGACACGCUUCUGGCGGAGACGAAACAGAAAGUCCCAGGCCCGAAGCGAUAGAACCGACGAGAUUGCUCUUAGCCGUCGUCCCAGCAGCUUUCACGAAAACGCCGGCUCGGACGAGAUUACGCUGACGGACGGCUUUAUGGCACCGGGCGGGGCGAGCUCGUCGCGAUUCCGACCACAAUACGCGCAGCAAGAGUUGCCUAGCUGGGGAGCAGGCUGGGGACGAAUAGACAGGGGAGGGCCCCCUCCUCUGGCGACAUCGAUGCAGCUGCAAGAUGUCGGAUCACUUUUGAAAGACUGA
Messenger RNA from Trichoderma breve, 2139 nucleotides. Its product is annotated as sugar transporter domain-containing protein. Gene Ontology annotation, cellular component: membrane. Gene Ontology annotation, molecular function: transmembrane transporter activity. The coding region runs from base 1 to 2139 and encodes 712 amino acids. The record is from RefSeq and is a predicted model, not a curated record. Gene Ontology annotation, biological process: transmembrane transport. NCBI's taxonomy places the organism in Eukaryota, Fungi, Ascomycota, Sordariomycetes, Hypocreales, Hypocreaceae. The transcript is spliced from 7 exons.